This is a messenger RNA of Oryzias latipes (Japanese medaka), 2753 nucleotides long. RefSeq lists its product as uncharacterized. Lineage: Eukaryota; Metazoa; Chordata; Actinopteri; Beloniformes; Adrianichthyidae. The record is from RefSeq and is a predicted model, not a curated record.
ACACAUCUGACAUCCUGGCCUCAUGGGGGAGCUGUUCCUUGAGUUUUGGAGUAAAAAUCCUACAGUUGAACUUCAUCUCUCCUGUUCAGCAUGCGUCCCCUUGAUUUUUUUUCCUGCGUUUUCUUCCGACAUUCCUCCUCUUUUCCAUCAGCCUUGGGCUCCAGCUGUGGACAACCGAAACAGACACAGCACCACAUCAAGGCCAAACUACUGGCACGUGUUUGUGUGCAUGUGUUGGCAUGUUUUUUUGACUGGAGUAGGCACUACAGCGGGGCCUGAGAUACACUGCCCAUUCCAAAGGGUGUUAUUUUUGCCCCUUUGCAGGAGUAGAAAAAGCAACUGCUCCAGAGGUGUGGACCGAGACCGCGUGAAUCUUGAAGAAUGCUUCACCUGCACUCAGUCAGUCAAAAUGGUGUUCGCCGUUCACACAAACAUCUCCAUGCUGGGACUGAAGGAAAUCCUGAAAUGUACCUUCACAUUGAAUGCUCCAGUAAAGGCAGGAGGCCCAGCACCCUACUCCCCAGAGCCAGGGGAAGACAGCACAGCAGCCCAGCCAAUCCAGGGACCCAAGAGCCCCACCGUCAGACACAGACCCGGCAACAACCACCCUCACGCGCACUGGACCCCCACCACGGAGGCGGAGCCGAAGGCCAAGACCCGGCGGCCCCCCGCCCGACAAGUAGGAGCGUGCAGAGCAGAAGCCAGGGCAGGGGCAUCUACCACCCAAAGGUGCUCCUUGCCGAGGACGAACCGGGAGAAGCUGCAAAACCGACCACCCGACUGGGACACAGGCGACAAGCAGAGGCCCCAGACAGGGCCAGGGGACGUUGAGCCUGAAGACCAGGCUCUAGUUGUUGUGAUGUUGUGGAACCAACAUCGCCCCUGGCCUUGUGGAGCUGCAAGGUCAGGGGCGCAGGAACCCCCAGGACACCACCCAUGCCCUGGCAGCAGCCACCGGCCUGCCCCACCCAGUCUGGGGGGUGGGACACAUGGAACAAUGUAACUGUCACUCUCUCACAGUGUGUUUAUGUUUGUGUGUAUACAAUUUGUCAUUUAAAAAUCUCGGAAACAAGUCUGGCAAGGCAUUUAAAAAAUCAAAUGUAAGCAUAUGUCCAGGUUGCACUAAAGACCCACUGUGAUGAAAAUUGUUUUCUUAAUUUUCGUAAAUCGUUCUUGUGGCACUUCAAAAUGGCAUUUCUGAGUAUUUCUUUAUUCAAAUUGUUGUGUCAGGAGCAGACGACAAAAUGCCAUUGGAAAAAUAGUUUUUUAGUGUGACAUAAAGGCUACAAUGGGAAGGGGGCAAGCUUACUCCAACAGUUCCUAAUGAACUUCUGCCGCUCUGCGAAAACUAUGUCUUAAAAACGAUAGUUUUUUUGUUUUAUUUUUAGUUUAGCUACAAUGGCAUACAAUUAUAAAAUACCACUGGGAAUACCAGUUCAAAAACUGAUCAGACUGGGAGUUAAAAAUCCAGGGCACUAGAUAGUCCUGCAGUCUAAAGUCAGUGGGGGAUAGCAAGUGAGGGAAUUCUGACAUGGCGAGUGUUUGAAUAGCUAAAACAUGGAGUUGAAUGGAUUCACAAAGAUUUAGGCCCUUUAAUGAUAUUGUUUGAAUUUACAACUGUUACAGUCUUCAUAGUAGAAUAUGUUUAUUGAUUUAAAUCAAAAUCACACCAAUUUGGUUUUCCUUGAUCCAUUAAAAUUUUUUUUUACUAUUUUUUAAUUUUGACCACAUGAUCAUUUCUGCAAUUUAUUGGUGAAAUUGAUUAUUUCUCAUAUUUUAUUCUCUUCAUCUUUAACUCAUUUUUAUGGGAAAUAUGGUUUCCAAUUUAGAUGAUUUACAACAUUAUAUCAGAAAAAAAUAUAUAUAAAUUAUUUUUAUAUUAAUAAAAACAUAAAAAUAGUGAAAUAAUAGCAUUUAACAUAAAACUUGAUUUUAUGUUUCGUGUAGGAAAAAACUAGAAACUUUGACAAUAGGAAGGCAAUAAGCAAGAAAGAAAUGGUUUAACCUGCUCUCUCACUGUUAGAUAAUUGUUACAAUCCAAAAUUUCCUUAUACCUAAACGUGGUUCUUUAGGAGACCUUAGGUUGUUUGUUAUCUAGGACAAUUAGAAUGCACAUAUCUCAGCGAAAUGUCUUUUAGGUCUUAACUGAAUAUACAAAGCAUAUGGUUUAAAAAAAAACUUCCAACAGGGGUGGAGUGGGUUGAAUGCAUGGUUGAAUGGGGGGGAGGGAGUGCUCACACUGAAGUAAAAAGAAGCUCAAAGUUUACAAAAGCAGAGCAGACACUGCAGACAAAUAUUCCACUGCAGCCACAACUCUUUGAUUAAUACUUCAGUGUUUAGUUUCACCCACACGUCUUUUCAAAAUAGGUGUUUAUGCUGCACAUGAAGCAAGCCAGAUGACUGUGCGUUCAUGUGAGAGGGUCGCUACAUGUGCAUGCAUACAGAGGAAAACAGACACAAGCGCUUCUAUGUUCUCUAGAGUCGUAAACUGCUGGCUGUCAAGACAGACUGAGGUUCCAGGCUGAAAUGUUGCGUUCCGAUUGACUCAGGUCUGGGCUCUUUCUAUUUGCUUCAUGUGGUCAAGAAAAUAACUCAAAUACAUUUAUCCAAAAUAAAUGUUGACUGGAUUCAUUGCAUGAAUACCUGCCUUUAAUACUGUGGAAAAGUGUUGGCAGUAUGUGGAACAAAAGGGACAAAUGAGUUACUAUGUUUUAAGAAAUGCAAAAUUCAAAGAAAUAAAAAUGUUUAAAAAU